This is a messenger RNA of Pollicipes pollicipes, 1758 nucleotides long. Its product is annotated as histone-arginine methyltransferase CARMER-like. Gene Ontology annotation, molecular function: histone H3R2 methyltransferase activity. Lineage: Eukaryota; Metazoa; Arthropoda; Thecostraca; Pollicipedomorpha; Pollicipedidae. The record is from RefSeq and is a predicted model, not a curated record. Gene Ontology annotation, biological process: chromatin remodeling; peptidyl-arginine methylation, to asymmetrical-dimethyl arginine.
UUAUGCGUAGGGGUGCCAUGCAUAGGGACUUAAAUUAAAUUGAGUGAAAAUUAAAUGUCCUGAGUUCAAGAUGUACUUGUCUCUUCGCAUCAGUAAGACAAUCAACAGAUUUGCAUAAUCUGCUUUAUAGCCUCUUAUAAAGAGCGAAUCAUGGGUAUGGUGUACGACAAUGUGGGCAUCUUGAAUGUUCUCGAAGAUGGUGGCACGGCUUGUCGCAUAAAAGAGAAGGUGCAAUUAUGCCUUAGCUAUGAUCCAGCUGGGAUGAGUGCUAAAUUUUAUGCAGGACAUAAGAUCCAGCUGGAGUUCCCUAUCACAAAGACAACAGAGUGCUGCAAAGCUGGCAGGACCUCCUACAUUUUCUCUUUCACCAGUGAUGCCUUCAUGGUUGUGUUUCAUACCACACAAGACUGCCAGCGAUUUCACAAGUUCAUGCAGGACUUCAAGUCCGGCCAGGCAGCGUCCGUGUUCUCAGAACGCACAGAGGAGGCAUCAGCCUCUCAGUAUUUCCAGUUCUACGGCUACCUGUCGCAGCAGCAGAACAUGAUGCAGGACUUCAUCCGGACGGGCACCUACCAGCGCGCCAUCCUCGCCAACACCGCCGACUUCACCGGAAAGGUGGUGCUGGACGCGGGCGCCGGCUCCGGUAUACUCUCAUUCUUCGCGGCACAGGCCGGCGCCAGGAAGGUGUACGCUGUAGAGGCCAGCUCGAUGGCCGAGCACGCGGCGAUGCUGGUUGAGUCCAACAACUUGCAGCAAGUCAUCCAGGUGAUCGCAGGCAAGAUCGAGGAGAUCGAGCUACCCGAGAAGGUGGACAUGAUCGUCUCGGAGCCCAUGGGCUACAUGCUCUACAACGAGCGCAUGCUGGAGACCUUCCUACACGCCAAGAAGUGGCUCAAGCCUGGCGGUCGUCUGUUUCCGAGCCGGGCCGAGCUGCACGUGGCGCCGUUCGGUGACCAGGCACUCUACAUGGAGCAGUGCAGCAAGGCUAACUUCUGGCACCAGGCCAGCUUCCACGGCGUGGACGUGACGUCACUGCAGCAGCGGGCGGCCGACGAGUACUUCCGGCAGCCGAUCGUGGACACGUUCGAUGAGCGGAUCUGCCUGGCCGAGCCGGUGCGCCACCCGCUCGACUUCCACGAGGCCGAGGAGCGCCAGCUGCACCAGAUCGAUAUCCCGGUGGAGUUCCGGAUCCGCGAGACCGGCACGGUGCACGGCCUGGCGUUCUGGUUCGACGUGGUGUUCUGCGGCUCGCAGACGGCCGUGCGGCUGAGCACGGCGCCGACCGAGCCGCUGACGCACUGGUACCAGGUGCGCUGUCUGCUGCGGCACCCGCUGCCGGCCAAGCAGGGCCAGACGCUCACCGGCCGCGUCCUCAUGACGGCCAACCAGAGGCAGAGCUAUGACGUCACCAUUUCGCUGGAGGUGGAGGGCACCGGCGUGACGAGCACGGUUACGCUUGACCUCAAGAACCCCUGCUUCCGGUACACGGGCGCGGCGCCGGCUCCGCCGCCGGGCCACCUGGCCGUCAGCCCCAGCGAGCACCACUGGGCCCAGCUGGACGCCCGGGGCGCCCGUCACGCGCUCAGUCUGCUGCACGGCAUGACUGUCAACGGUCUGGGGGAGGUGGCGGUGGACCCGGCCAUGCUGCUGCACACCGCGCGCGCUGCGGAGCCGCCGGCCAGCCGGGCCGCCAUCCACCCGGGCUCUAUCCCGACUGCCUGCGUGGCGAGCGCCGCCCCCUCGGGGGCUGGCUCCUGA